UAUUUGUCUAAAAAAUGUUUUAAAAUAAGAUUUCCAAAAUGUAUGAAAUUUAUUUCGAAACAAGAUUUUAGAAUAAGUUUUACAAAAUGCAUAUAAUAUGUUAGAAUGGAGUGUAAUCAGUAGUUGUAGGAGUGCAGGAAGGAAUAGAUAUUGGCUUUUGCUAAAGGCCCAGACAAAUAAAUCGUGGCCUUUCCGAAGCCCAAAAGAACAAAAACCUUGUUCAAUAUACCCUCCGAGUUUACGGCGUCGUUUGCUGCGUCUUCCCCAAAACCCUUUUGUUUGUGAUUCUGUGACGAGGGUUUGAGAGUGGAGUUGCAGCCAUAACUGGGGCUCGGAAAAUGGUUCUAUCAAACAAGAAACUGAAGCUUAAGCUCAGAGCUGAAUUGUCCCAACAACAAAAUGAUAUCAACGAAGUUCCUUCAUCUUCGAACUCUCUCAAAUCUCUUUUGGACGCUGCCACCCCCACACCCAGAUUGUCCAAGCGAGACAAACGCCGAAAGCUUCGAUCUUCCGAACACCCUCCAAAAGAAACCAACAAGGAAACUGAAACAGAGGGUUCACCCAAGAAGAAAAACAAGAAGAGAAAGAGGAAGGUAGAGGGCGAUGACGUGGCAAAUGAAGUUCCCGACAACACACCCCAUAACAACAGUAAGAAGAAAAAGAAGAAGAAGAAGCUGAAGAAGAACAAGAAGAAAGAAACCAAAACCGCGGAGGAAAAUGGUUCUAAUGGUGGAGGGGAAAUGCCUGAGGCCACAGAGUUAACCAAGACCAAUACAACUACCAGUCAAGACCAUGGUGAUGUCCCUACAAAGGUUUAUGUUGGAGGAAUUCCUUAUUAUUCAACGGAGGAUGAUAUUCGAAGUUAUUUUGAAAGCUGUGGCACCAUAACUGAAGUUGAUUGCAUGUAUUUUCCUGAAAGUGGCAAGUUUAGAGGGAUUGCCAUUAUUAGUUUUAAGACCGAAGCAGCAGCUAAACGAGCAUUGGCUCUUGAUGGAGCUGACAUGGGAGGGCUCUUUCUUAAAAUCCAACCAUAUAAAGCAACGCGAGCCAAUAAAACAUCGGAUUUUGCUCCAGAAAUUUUGGAGGGGUACAAUAGAGUAUAUGUUGGGAAUUUGUCAUGGGAUAUAACAGAGGAAGAACUGAGGAAAUUCUUCAAUAAUUGUGAGAUAACGUCCGUAAGAUUUGGUAUGGAUAAGGAGACAGGAGAGUUUCGAGGGUAUGCUCAUGUGGAUUUCGGUGAUAGUCAGUCACUGAAAACAGCACUUACAUUGGACCAAAAUGUUUUGUUUGGGAGACCUGUCAAGAUAAGUUGUGCAGUUCCUCUGAAGAAAAAACCAGGAACUCACAAAAGCUCGACAGUUAAUGGAGCUGAUGGUGAUAAAUCAACUUCCUCAGGAAGUGGCAAGAUGAAUGGAGCUGAUGGUGAAAAGCCAAGUUCCACAGUAAGUGGCAAGAUGAAGAGAAGGACGUGCUAUGAAUGUGGUGAGAAAGGACAUGGUUUUUCGGAAUGUCCUAAGAAACAAACAGAUGUUGCAGCUACAACCUAAAGCAUGUAGGAAAACUCAAACAGGUCACGGUUCUUGUUUAUUGUCGUAGACAUUUGAUUGUAGUUUAUAGAAUACAAUAGUUCUGCAUUCAUAGAUGAUCGGGAUUUUUCAGUUUCUUACUUCCCCUUGUUAUUUUGAUAAUUAUUUUCCCCUGUUACAAUGAAAAUUUUGUGUUUGUUGUAAGCAAAGGAAAGUAGGUGGAAAUUAAAAAGUUACAAAUAGUUUGAGAUUUUGUUUUGUUCAACGAUUGAUAAGACAAUUUGGUGCGAAUUAACAGCAAAUUCAAGCUUUCUUUUCUGUAGCA
Messenger RNA from Vigna unguiculata (cowpea), 1851 nucleotides. It is a transcript of the gene PHIP1, whose product is annotated as phragmoplastin interacting protein 1. Gene Ontology annotation, molecular function: RNA binding; zinc ion binding. The record is from RefSeq and is a predicted model, not a curated record. NCBI's taxonomy places the organism in Eukaryota, Viridiplantae, Streptophyta, Magnoliopsida, Fabales, Fabaceae.